This is a messenger RNA of Siniperca chuatsi (mandarin fish), 3237 nucleotides long. RefSeq names its product 5-azacytidine induced 2 (gene azi2). The record is from RefSeq and is a predicted model, not a curated record. NCBI's taxonomy places the organism in Eukaryota, Metazoa, Chordata, Actinopteri, Centrarchiformes, Sinipercidae. Gene Ontology annotation, cellular component: cytoplasm. Gene Ontology annotation, biological process: canonical NF-kappaB signal transduction.
UGGUUUCCUCAGCUGUCAGUUCUGACACGGUGCGAGUGUCCAGCCUCGUCUCUUUGUUUUUCUCCGAGAAACAGGUCUUCUUUUUUCAAGAAUAAAUGGUAAUCCUGUUUAACCGACUGACACCUAUUUGAGGACAGCAUCUAACACGGUCUUCUAUCUGCUACAGAGUAGGCCUGUGCAGGCAUGGAGCCCUUGGCAGUGGAUGAUGAUAUUUGCAUCCUUAAACAUGAGACGGCCUACACCGCUGCUGGCGAGAGUCCUGUAUCGGUGUGUGCCGGCGAUGAAUCUGUUGCUUCCCACUUCGCCCUUGUUACGGCCUAUGAGGAUAUCAAGAAGAGGCUGAGGGAUACAGAGCGAGAGAAUACCUUGCUCAGGAAGAGGGUUAAGCAGCUGGAGGAUAAGCUCUUCAGGCCAGAGGCUCCUCCAUCAGAGGGUCCCCAGUAUGUGAAUAAGGCCUUCAGUGCUUACCGAGGUAUCUAUAUAGAGAAGGAGGACCUGCAGAUGGAGCUUAACAAACUGAAAAAGGAGAAGAGUGAGAGUGAGAGGUUGCUGACGGAGCAGCUCCAGGCCAAAGAGUUGGAGCUGCUUCAACUGAGGACAGAGAUGGAGACCAGCCAAGUGAUGAAGAGCCUGAACAGCUCUCAGGACUACUGGCAGGUGGACAGGGUCACCACUGAGCUAAAGAUCCACAAACUGCAGGAGGAGCUGGAGAGGGUGACACUGGAAAACAGUAGACUGCUGGAGAGAAGUGGGGAGGAACCCCAUGGCCUUAACGGACCAGACUUGGACCAGACCUUUGACGCAAAGUAUAAUGCAAGGGACAGGAGCAUGCAGCAGACGUACAAGGCUUUGUGCUGCGAGGUCACUCGUCUCCAUUCAGAGCUGAAGCACCAAACAGGCCUGAUUAGGAAACUCAGGCCACUCAUCAGUGAGACAAGACAAGCUGCCUCAACAGUUCCAAUCCAGUGUCUGGACGAUGUGGAAAAAAACAACCACCACGCAGUUCCUCGGGCAUCAGUGCCGCCCCCUAGUGCCCCCCCACUCCCCUCAUGUUCCGGCCGCCCCUGCCCCCCUGUCGGCGGGCCGUCAGGCACCCUGCUGCCAGACAGUCUGAGGGAGGACUGCUGGUACAAUGGGCCCUGGUCCACCCAGAGCUGUUCAGGAGAGGGUCUGGUUGGCAAUGACACCUGCUCUGUCGCCCUGCCCCCACCUCCCCUGAACCAAGCCUCCCUGGAUGACAGCUCGCGGUCCUUCCCCAGCCCCCCCAAACCCAGUGAUGCCAUGUUCUGGGAGGGACAUUCCAACGCUGCAUCCAACUCCUCAUCCUCAAUUGGAAACUGCAGUCCCAGGAGCCCUCCCAAUGCAGAGUGGGACAAGCCCUAUUGAGAGGAACUUCGAUGAGAGAAUAGAUGAUUUAAUAGAGUGUGUAAUUGGAUGGAAAAUAAACGAAUGGAUGAAUGAAUGGACUCUCCAACCCUGCCACAUAGCUACCACCUAACCUGCCUUAAGUUGAUAAGACCACUCCUCUGGGCUGUACUGAACCUGCUAGUUGUGGGAACUAAUUGAGGCCAGAGGAGGCCUUUUCGAGGUAAAGACUCUGUAAACUCAUUAAUCUGUCAUCUCUGCACACCGCAUCGGUGAACAUAUCUGACUUCGCAGAGGAAAAGUUGAUGAGAGACCCUCAGCAGAAUAAAUAGUUUGUGUAUGUGUCUUUGUAUGCACAUGCAUAAGUGUGCGCAAGCAUGCAUACAAGCAGUUUUAUUUCUGCGUGCAUAUACACACAUCAGAGUGUGCCUGUGUGUGCAGAUCUGUGUGUAGGCAUCUUUCGCCUGCCUGUAUCUGUAUCUUGUCAUAAUAAACCUAAUAGGGCUCAAAGGGCCUCUUUCUCCAUUCACUGUGGCCAGUGAUCACUGGGGCCACAGCAUAAUACUAGAAUUUGUAAAACUAUACUCCCUCCAAUGCAAGUCUUUUUACAUUUGAUCGCUGUAAAAUAUACAAGGUAUGUAGACCUAUGUAUGUCUCUUAAUCAUGUGAAGGAGAUGUCAAGGUAUGAGGACUUGGUGUGAUUGUUUUUGUACUGUGAUGGACAGACAUACAGUAACUGUAGGAUAAUCACAGAUUUUUGUUCCAAAUUUGAACAGCUACCAAAUGAAAGCUUUGACAUCUUUUUUUUUUUAUGUGAUGAGUUUUAAUUUUCAUUAAAGUCAAUAUCAAAGUAGGCUGUCAAUUUGACUAUGCUUACCAAAUCAUUUUUGAGAAUGCAGUUACAGUAUUUGGAUUUUUGAGGAUAUUGCAUAAUGAGUAGAAAAUAAUUAUUUUAAUCUCAAAAUGUAUUGCUUUCAGAAAUUAAACACUCCACGCUCACUGGCACCAGAAAGUGUUCAACUGUUUCGCAGAAAUUCCACAACUCAAGCAAGCCUCCUUAAACCUGCCUGUUAUCACAUAUUCAGUUCUCGCAGAACUACUGUGAGACAUUCUCUGCUGUGUUUUUCUUUUCUCAGUUGCAAAGGGACAUGUAGAUGUAAGGAUGUGCAUUGUUGGAUGUUUUUCUGUAGAAUCUUUCAUUUGAAGGACUCAUGGAAUAGGCUUCAUACUCUCCCCUGUAUUUGAAACCCUGAUUAAGAUGGAAACCUGAUGAGGUUUGUGGAGAUUUUGAAUUACAGAAAAUGUACCUAAACUCUGUACUGCGCUGAUGUUAAUCUAUGAUAAAUCUGUUCUGCAGUAUGACAAAAGUUGUUGUAUGAAGUGGGAAGUUUCUCUUUGAUUUCUCUUUUUAAGAGUCAGAUGAGUAUAAACAACUGAUGGUUGUACAAAAGAAAACACAUGAGUAGAUAAUAUCUACAGAGGGAAGAAUGUGCAUAUCUGUAUAAAUGUAUAUGGUGGGCUUCAGUUCUCUGCCAAAUGCAGUUUUGCACUCCAUAGGGUUUUUUUUUUCUCCCCCACCCCCAAGACUUCUGAUGUGUAUAAGAGCUGUCUGCAAUGGUGGCAAGACGAUAAAUCCAUUAACCUGAAGGCCCAUGGUUGUUGAAAAUACUUUUUGUUUUUCCAUUUUCUUCAGUCUGUUUCAUAACUGUGGUCUUGUUAAUUUUUAAGAAAUGUUAUUUUACAGCAGUAGUUUCAUACUUCUGUAAACGAUUUGCAAACCAAAAUGCAAUGUACAGUAGAUAUGGAUUAUAUUUUAGAUUUACUGCACUUCAGACUGUUUGUAAAUAUGAUCAAUUAAACAAAGGAAAGGCC